UUCAAAAAAAGUCCCAACACCAUGUUGCAUUCUUGCAGAGAAAUUUCACAAGAAUACUGCAAAAGGGCCAGGGAUGUGGCAAGUGAAUUACUCAAAGGGAUAUCUAUGAGCUUGGGAUUGGAAGAAAACUACAUAGAUAAAGCAAUGGAGGUUGAAUUUGGGUCACAACUUCUUGUUGUCAAUUUUUACCCACCAUGCCCACAACCAGAGUUGGCCAUUGGCAUGCCUCCUCAUUCGGACCACGGCUUAUUGACCCUCCUCAUACAGAACCAGCUUGGUGGACUUCAAGUCCUACACAAUGGCAAGUGGGUCCCUAUUAAUCCUCUUCCUAAUUCCAUUCUUGUGAAUACUGGAGAUCACAUGGAGAUACUGACCAAUGGCAAAUACAAGAGUGUUGUACACCGAGCCAUGGUGAACAACAAAGCAAACAGGAUCUCCAUAGCAACAUCCCAUGGACCUCCACUUGAUAAAGUUGUAAGUCCUGCCCAAGAGUUGGUGGACACUGAAUUCCAUCCCAUUGCAUACCAUGGAAUUACAUAUAGGGAGUAUUUGGAGCUUCAACAAAGCAAUGAACUCAAUGGUAAAUCUUGCCUGGAUCGGAUCCGAGUUUGAACGAGAAAACCGGGGUGGUGGUGGUGGUGGUUGGGGGUGGUGGUGAUUGAACUCAAUAUUUGAUCCUACUAUAAAAAUAGUAAGUGACCCGAUCCAAUUAUAUAAAACUCAGGUUUUACACUGUCAAUAAGGUUGAUUUUCUAUGUUGCUUCAUCUCUCUCGACCUCAAUAAUCAAGCAUAACAAAAAGAAAAAAUCAACUCUAGCAAAGGCAAACGAAAUAUGGUGAGCUUGUGGCACACUUGAAAGGUCUGGAGUGUUAUUUUUUUCUUCUUGAGUUUUAAACUUCAAUGAUCUAUGGAUAUUGUAUUUUGUUUUAAUGAUUGUUAAUGGUCACAUAUAUAAUAACAAUAAGAUGUGUUUGAUAUUGUUGG
This is a messenger RNA of Camellia sinensis, 985 nucleotides long. Lineage: Eukaryota; Viridiplantae; Streptophyta; Magnoliopsida; Ericales; Theaceae. The record is from RefSeq and is a predicted model, not a curated record.